UUCCGCGCGCCACUUCCACUAUAGUGUAGAGUGCGGACCGUGGCAGUGUGAUCUGUUUCUAAAGUUCGGUCUUUGCGAGCCAUGGAGAGUGACUUUUACCUGCGUUACUACGUGGGUCACAAAGGCAAGUUCGGUCAUGAGUUCCUGGAGUUUGAGUUCCGACCUGACGGAAAAUUGCGAUAUGCCAACAACAGCAAUUACAAAAAUGACGUCAUGAUCAGGAAAGAGGCUUAUGUACAUAAAAGUGUGAUGGAAGAGUUAAAGAGAAUUAUUGAUGACAGUGAAAUCACCAAAGAAGAUGAUGCCCUGUGGCCCCCUCCUGACCGAGUAGGCCGGCAAGAGCUUGAGAUCGUCAUCGGAGAUGAGCACAUUUCUUUCACAACGUCCAAAAUUGGUUCCCUUAUCGAUGUCAACCAGUCCAAGGAUCCAGAAGGCUUGCGAGUGUUCUAUUAUCUUGUCCAGGACCUCAAAUGUUUAGUCUUCAGUCUUAUUGGAUUACAUUUCAAGAUUAAACCAAUCUAGAUUAGAUAUUGUGGACACAGGGGGGUAGUUUUUAGUUACCGUAAUUAGGAUUUUUUUUUUCUGUAUAUUGGGGCAACUUUUAUAAACAAUAAAUGAUGGUCUUUAAUAAAUGUGAUAACAUGGUU
Acomys russatus (golden spiny mouse) is the source of this 647-nucleotide messenger RNA. RefSeq names its product mago homolog, exon junction complex subunit (gene Magoh). Gene Ontology annotation, cellular component: exon-exon junction complex; catalytic step 2 spliceosome; nucleus. The transcript is spliced from 5 exons. The coding region runs from base 82 to 522 and encodes 146 amino acids. Lineage: Eukaryota; Metazoa; Chordata; Mammalia; Rodentia; Muridae. The record is from RefSeq and is a predicted model, not a curated record. Gene Ontology annotation, biological process: RNA splicing.